Pyricularia grisea is the source of this 3378-nucleotide messenger RNA. RefSeq lists its product as uncharacterized. Bases 1 to 3288 code for a protein of 1095 amino acids. NCBI's taxonomy places the organism in Eukaryota, Fungi, Ascomycota, Sordariomycetes, Magnaporthales, Pyriculariaceae. Gene Ontology annotation, molecular function: succinate-CoA ligase (ADP-forming) activity; succinate-CoA ligase (GDP-forming) activity. Gene Ontology annotation, cellular component: mitochondrion; succinate-CoA ligase complex (ADP-forming). The record is from RefSeq and is a predicted model, not a curated record. The transcript is spliced from 3 exons. Gene Ontology annotation, biological process: tricarboxylic acid cycle.
AUGGCCCGUUCGUUGCGGCACAAACAAUGGAGCGAAGAAGACAUCGAGCUAAUCUACCUCAACAGGCGACUCCGUGACUGCAAGAGCGGCGGCGGCGGCGGUUGUAACAUCAUCUGCGAAGGUUGCAUCGCCCAGAUCCUCGGCCUCUGGUACGCCUAUCAGAAAAGCCGCCUGCCCGCGUCCGAGGUUGUCAGGAUGUUGACCCCGGAGCGGUUGGCGGAGCUGAGGCACACACAUGCUGCCGAGAUGGCUGCCGUAGAGAGAGAGACUCUGGAAGCUAUGGGCGGUCACGACCCGCCGUCGCUUGAUAGUCAUCUCCUCCGGCUUUGGAUGGAGAUUUUGCCCAAUCACGACGAUGAGCGGAGUCUGCUCCGCGCAAAACUCAUGUUCGUUAUGAGGGGGAGCAAGUACGGACUCUACGACCUGGUUGAUGGGCCCGCUUUGAAGGAAUGGGUGCAGGCGAUGGAGCAGCUCCAGAAACGCCGCGUGCACGAACAGGAGCAGCUUGAGGCCUUGCAACGCAGGAGGAGUAAUAGGAGUGGAACUAGUGGCAGCAGUAGCAAUAGCAGAAGCAAAAAGACAUGGUCGUUCUGCCGCUGCCGGUACGAAGACAUGGCCUCGGCGACGGCGCGCGGCUUCUGGGUCUUUAUCAAACCGCGCCUCCACGUUUCCAUCGGCAACACGAUCGAGAGCCACUACUUUGCCAACAACAACGCGCACCCCGUCUGCGCAGCCGACGUCUACAUCACCAUGGCCUAUCCACCCCUGCAGGCGGACUUGGAGAAGAUGGCGAGGACCCACCGGGCCGAGCUGGCAGUGCGGGAUAGAUUGUCAAUGGAGAUGCGACUGGUCGAGGAGGCGUUCCGCGGGCUGGGCCGGAGUAACGGUUCUGGACCGAUCGUCGAGAGGAGUGCGACUGGCAGCGGGCGAGGUGGCACCACUACCCGUGACAAGACCUACAUGUCCGCAGAAGACGCCGAGAGGGAGGCUGUCCGGGUGGCGUAUGAGAGGGAAAGUUGUAGCAUGGGGCCGCUUGCUCAAUUAACUUUCAUCAAGGACCCCCCCGCCCACCAGGCGGCCCCCGACAUCACCAUGUCGGCUCUUGCCCGUGCUGCCGCAGCUCGGCAAUGUCUACUACCACCAUCAGCCUCCCUCCUCAUCUUCCCCACCCAGCACCGCCCACUACACAGCAGCAGCACAUCACACCCACCCCGGUCCCGGACCGCCUAUUCGCAGACGACCUCCAACCUGCUGAUUGGCGCCCACACCCGCGUCCUCUACCAGGGCUUCACGGGCCGGCAGGCCACCGCCAACGCCGCCGCCUCCAUCGCGUGGGGCACCAAGGUCGUCGGCGGCGUGUCCCCCGGCCGGUCCGGCACGCACCAGACGCUGGGCCUGCCGGUGUUUGGCAGCGUGCGCGAGGCGGCCGCGGCGCUGCGGCCCGACGCCACGGCCAUCUUUGUCGCGGCGGACCAGACGGCGGCGGCGAUCGAGGAGGCCGUCGAGGCAGAGGUCGGCCUGGUCGUCGCGGUCGCCGAGCACGUGCCGCUGCGGGACAUGCUCCGCGUGCACGACGUCCUGCGCACCCAGAGCAGGACCCGGCUGGUCGGCGCCAACUCGCCCGGGAUCGUGGCGCCGCGCGGCAGGUGCAGGGUCGGGUUCCAGCCGCUCGGCGUCUUUAGUCCCGGCAAGGUCGGCAUCGCGGCAAAGUCGGGCACGCUGAGCUACGAGGUCGCGGCCAGCACGACGAGGGCCGGCCUCGGGCAGAGCUUGUGCGUCGGCGUCGGCGGGGACGUGCUGGCCGGUACGGACAUGUGCGAGGCCCUGUCGGUGCUGCUGGUGGAUCAUGCAACCGAAGCUGUUGCCCUGGUCGGGGAGCUUGGUGGUGUGGGUGAGUUGGAGGCUGCUCGGCUGAUUGGGGAGUAUAGGAGGAGUGGUGGACAAAAACCUAUCGUGGCCUUGCUGGCAGGAUUAGGCGUGGAGAGCGAGAGAGUCAUUGGUCAUGCCGGCGCGUUCUGGGAAAGGAGCGAGGAGUUGGCGAGAACUAAGCAGAGGGCGCUGGAGGAAGUCGGCGUCAGUUUGGUGACGCACCCUUCAGAGAUGGGAGAGGUCAUCAAAAGACAACUUCGAGACAACUCGAAACAUGUGCCUGAAGAAGAUCAAAAGCUACGGAGCGAGUUUCUCUGGACAGGGUUUGAUGCUGGUAAAGGUGCCAUAGUUCAGGGGCAAAUUGACCCUGCCAUGGUCAAGGACAGGUUUGAAAAUAACCUGCAGAGGCAUGGUAUAUCAUAUCAAUGGGAUGCGUCGGCGUUGUGCUACAGAAUCACCAUCGAAGUUGAUCGAUCAGAUAGACGCCUCGUGAUCAUGGUCGAGAAGCCGGGCUUGCGCACAAGACCGGUUGGGGUCCGAAACAGCUCCGGCAAGGAUGACGACGGCGCUGUGGCUCUGCUCACCAAGGAGCUUGGAGACUUGAGGCCCAGCUCAAGUCAGAAAGGAGACUCCCUGGCACCUAUUCCGGCACAGGAUACCACACAACGGCUUGUGAGGGCCAUGACGGGAUUGAUGCACGAUCCUUUCUUGAACGCCUUUGGAAUCACGAUUCACAUCGACCAACAUGUCCUAAACAAUGACGGAAAGCUGUUGGUGCGUGGUUACAACCUAAAGCCGAUCCCCUUGGUGCCCGCUGCGCCCAACUCGAGAUGCCAGAUCAAGGACCCCGUCGAGGCCGAGGCGGCCACGCACGGGAUAACACACUUUUCCCUCCCGACGCAACCCCGCCAGAAGAGGUGCAUUGGAGUGCUGAGCAACGGCGCGGGCCUGGCCAUGAACAUGAUUGACGCGCUCCACGCCGAGCUGGGAAGGAGGAGAGUCGCGGGUCGGGUUGAAGGCGUGGAAGAGGAGGAGGUUGCUGUGGCCAACUUUCUGGACACUGGCGGCAAGGCGACGAGCGAAACCAUAAGCCGGUGCUUGGGCUGGAUCCUGCGAGACGAGCGGGUCAGGGUGGUUUUUGUCAACAUAUUCGGUGGCAUAAUCAGGGGCGAUGUCAUUGCCGAGGGGCUUAUCAUGGCAUUGAAGGAGAUGCGUGAAGAGGGAGCCGUGGGUCAAGGUGUUGGUAGAGCGACCGUGCCUCUGGUUGUGAGGAUCAGGGGCACGCGAGAGAAGGAAGGACAGGCCUUGCUUGCUGAGAGUGGACUGGAUGGGGUUCAUGUGUUUGAUGACUUUCACAAGGCGGCUGACAUGGCUGUCGAGUUGGCUACGUUGGCAAGAAUAGAGGACCCCAAGCUAUAAGCGUAGACGAGCGUGUGGUACUGGAGCACAAGAGACUUGUGCCCUGCCUAAUACUAAGAAAUAAAACAAGCUACAUCGUUGAUGGUCGAG